UCAAUAACACCGUUUUCAAGCACAACUUAUACAAGUAAUGCUAAUAAUAGUCUUAUUGAUCUUGGUGAUACAGGAACAGGUGGUUAUAGUAGUCCGCCAAGUAAGAACCCCUUUCAGACACAAACACUAAAUAGUACCAACACAGCUAAGCCCACUUCACUUAAAGAUUUAGCGAGAACCCAAAUUUCAAACCAACAAGCAUCACCCUUUCAAAAUCAGAAUAAUCCCGGAGGAUAUG
This is a messenger RNA of Funneliformis caledonium, 238 nucleotides long. The record is from the annotation of a GenBank genome assembly. NCBI's taxonomy places the organism in Eukaryota, Fungi, Glomeromycota, Glomeromycetes, Glomerales, Glomeraceae.